Ostertagia ostertagi is the source of this 1263-nucleotide messenger RNA. Lineage: Eukaryota; Metazoa; Nematoda; Chromadorea; Rhabditida; Trichostrongylidae. The record is from the annotation of a GenBank genome assembly.
AUGGAAGUGGUGACAAUGGUUUCGGAAAUGGAGAGUUCGCAGGAAGAAGCUCCAGAGGGCGAGGUGGCAUCCGAGGCGGCUUCAGGGGAGGUAGUUCCGGCUUCAAUGGUUCUGAAAGUGACAGUUUUGGAGGAGGAUUUGGCUUCUCUUCCGCAAAGAGCAGUGGUUUUGGCGGUUUUGGCAGAAGAGACAAUGGAAGUUCUGAAGCUGACAACAAUGCCAGAGGCUUUGGUUCUGAAGAUACUUCUGAAUUUUGCUCUGGAAGUAGCGGAUUUGGACGAGGAUCGAGGCGGACCGGAGAAGGCCCGUCCUUAUGCUACAAUUGUGGCGAAGCGGGACACCAGUCGCGUGACUGCACCAACUCUAAAAAGUCGCAGAACAAUCACGAACGAUUCGGUGGAUCAGGCUUUGGAGCUGGUGGGUUUGAGAGAGGGUCUACCAGCAGAUUUGGUGACAGCGCAGAGAGCGGAUUUGGAGGAGGCUGGAAAAGCGGUGGUUUCGGUGACAGGUCGCCCAGCAGAUUCGGUGAAAGAAAAGGCGGAGACGAUUUCAACGGUGGAGGAUUUGGAGAGAACGUCGAACGGAAAGAACGCCCAUCCGGAUGCUUCAACUGCAAACAAGAAGGGCAUCGAUCCAGCGAAUAAUGCCUGCUACAACUGCGGAGCAGAGGACCACCUAUCCCGUGAAUGCACAAAUCCUCCCAAGUCACGAAGAAUCGAAAAUGAUGAAGUGCCAAAAAAGCCUCCCUCCACCUUUGUUCCAAAAGAUGAGGACGUGGAAACAUUGUUCAAGGACCACAUCGAGCAAGGCGAAAUGUUCACAAAGUUAUUCGAAGCUGAUGUAACCUUAACAGAAGGUGGACUUCAUGGCAGAUCGGAGAAAGGCAAACAAAUCAAAUCUUUUGACGAGUUGGAGUUGACGGAGCAGCUAGCGCUGAAUGUAAUAUUUGCUUUUGGCUAUCAACGAUCCUCGCAAUGGGUUAUGAGACGUGAUAUUAUGGCUUGUGCUCAAACUGGCUCUGGCAAAACGGCUGCAUUCCUCUUGCCAGAUGCCUUAUCAUUGCACCUACUCGGGAAGCUCGCUGUGCAAAUCUAUAAUGAAGGCCGAAAGUUUGCGUUUAAAACGGUAAUACGUGUCGGUUGUUGUUACGGAGGAACUUCUGUCCUCUCUCAGCGUCAGUCAAUUCGGGGCGCUACGAUACUCGUUGCUACAGUUGGACGACUUAAACACUUCAUUUCCGAAGGUUUUAUCUCGCUACGUGAG